CUGCUGGGCUACUGGUACUUCCAGAAGACGUGGUGCGAGAUCUACCUGGCCUUGGACGUGCUCUUCUGCACCUCGUCCAUCGUGCACCUCUGCGCCAUCAGCCUGGACCGCUACUGGUCCGUCAGCCGCGCCAUCGAGUACAACGCCAAGCGGACGCCGCGCCGCAUCAAGUGCAGCAUCCUCAUCGUCUGGACCAUCGCCGCCGUCAUCUCCCUGCCGCCCCUGGUCUACAAGGGCGAGAAGAAGGCGGCGCCGGGCGGACGGCCGCAGUGCAAGCUCAACGAGGAGGCCUGGUACAUCCUCUCCUCCAGCAUCGGCUCCUUCUUCGCCCCCUGCCUCAUCAUGAUCCUCGUCUACCUGCGCAUCUACCUGAUCGCCAAGCGCCGCCACCGCCGCGGCAGAGCCCCCCCCGCCGCCCCCAGCCCCUCGGGUUCGGCGCCCCCAAACGCCGCCCCCACCACCGAUGGGGACACCCGGGGACCCCAUCCCCUGCCGGCAGACAGGACCUCGCUGCUCAGCCCCGAGGAGCCGUCGGCGGCAGCGGUGGCGACAGCGGGGGCCGGCCAGGGGUCCGAGGGGUCCCCACAGCCCGUGGGGCGCCCCAGGGACACGUUGGCCACGGGGACGGGGCGGGUGGUGCUGGCACCCACGCUGAGCCCCAGCCCCUGGCGGAGGAAGGCGCAGGCGAACCGGGAGAAGCGCUUCACCUUCGUGCUGGCCGUCGUCAUCGGCGUCUUCGUCCUCUGCUGGUUCCCCUUCUUCUUCCUCUACAGCCUGGGCGCCGUCUGCCCCCGGCGCUGCAAGGUGCCCGAGGGCGUCUUCCAGUUCUUCUUCUGGAUCGGCUACUGCAACAGCUCCCUCAACCCCGUCAUCUACACCGUCUUCAACCAGGACUUCCGCAAGGCUUUCCGCCGCAUCCUCUGCCGCCGCGGCGCCCGGACGGCGUGGUGAGGGGCUCGCCCCCGCCCGGAGGCACUGCACCUUGCCCCCCCAGCCCCCCGACGCUACGACGGGUUCGUGCCGCGGUUUUCGGGGAGCUUUGCUCUUCCUUCCACCCCUCUCACCUUCGCUGUCUCUGCCGGUCC
Molecule: messenger RNA, 1085 nt
Organism: Oxyura jamaicensis (ruddy duck)
Lineage: Eukaryota; Metazoa; Chordata; Aves; Anseriformes; Anatidae
Product: alpha-2B adrenergic receptor-like
Biological process (GO): adenylate cyclase-activating adrenergic receptor signaling pathway
Cellular component (GO): membrane
Molecular function (GO): adrenergic receptor activity
Source: RefSeq, a predicted model, not a curated record